Thecamonas trahens ATCC 50062 is the source of this 1194-nucleotide messenger RNA. RefSeq lists its product as uncharacterized. Gene Ontology annotation, molecular function: protein binding. NCBI's taxonomy places the organism in Eukaryota, Apusomonadida, Apusomonadidae. Bases 22 to 1194 code for a protein of 390 amino acids. The transcript is spliced from 2 exons. The record is from RefSeq and is a predicted model, not a curated record.
ACCUCACGCCAGACCCCCACCAUGUCUGCCGACGCACCAUCUGAACUUCACACCUACACUACUGACGCCGAGGCCGCUACGGCCGAGGAGCACCUUGCGGCCCUGGUCGCCGGGGGCGAGCAUGCUGCGGCGGAAAAGGUGGCGCGGUCGCUCUCUGUCCAUUACGAGCAGAGCGAGCCAGACAAGGCUUGCCAGUUUCUGACGACGGCGAUGACUGCGAUCGAGGCUGCUGAGGGCACGCAGAUGGUCGAUCGUUAUGUGGUGUGCCUGGUGGACCAGGCGUUCCUCAAAAUCACCCAGCGCAAGGUGGAGGAGUCUGAGGAGAUUCUCCUCCGCGCCCGGGCCAUGGAGGACGAGAUGGCCACCGUGCCGCACGUGUCAUACCUGCCGAUGGCCCGCGUCAUGCUCGCCAAGGGUGCGUUUGACGAGGCCGAGACGCUGCUGACGAUGGCCAAGGACGAGCAAGAGCCGCUUGCGCUCGAGCAGCAGGUCGAGCUCGACCAGAUCUACGCCACGCUCGCCAUGGUCCGCCUCAACUCGAACCCUGCCGACGAAACCGUUGCCCAGCUGAUGGACGAAGCCAUCGAGUACUGCAAGUCGGCGUACGGCGACGAGUCGGACGAGGUUGCCGAGGCGCUCACCAACAAGGCCAUGUACUUCCGGCAAGUCGGCCAGAUUGACGAGACCAUUGCCACGCUUCGCCUCGCGGUCGACAUGUACGCUGCGCUCGAGUCGCCCAAGAUCAUGCAAGUCUCGCAGGUCCUCGUCUCGUUCCUUGCCUCGACCGGCAAGACCGCCGAGGCUGCCGAGGUGCUCGACCAGCUGCACGGCGUCAUGCAGGGCAAGCUCGGCGACGAGCACCCGAUGGUGGCCAAUAUCAAGGCGACCGCCGACGCGCUCCGCUCCGGCAAGAUGCCGCCGAUGCGCGGCGGUGGGCACGGCCACUCGCACGGCGGGCAGCCGUGCCACGGCCACGGCGGUGGAGGGCAUAACCACGGCCACUCGCACUCGCACGGUGGCGGGCACGACCACGGCCACUCGCACUCGCACGGUGGCGGGCACGACCACGGCCACUCGCACUCGCACGGCGGCGGAGACCAUGGUCACUCGCACUCGCACGGCGGCGGCGACCAUGGCCACUCGCACGGCGGCGCGGCGCCGGCCGGUGACGACGCAGGCUGCUCUGUCAUGUAA